UCCAUCGAUGUGGACAGCUGCAACAUUCAUGGCAUGUAAAUCCCGAUUUUUAUUUAACUAGGCAAGUCAGUUAAGAAAUUCCGAUUUACAAUGACGGCCUACCGGGGAACAGUUGGUUAACUGCCUUGUUCAGGGGCAGAACGACAGAUUUUGACCUUGUCAUCUCGGGGAUUCGAUACAGCAAUUUUUCGGUUACGGGCCCAACGCUUUUCGGUUACCGCCCCAGUUAGUCUUGCGAUACUUUAUUAAUUUGAGCCAAAGCCUGUCACUCAUUCAAUAAAUCCUUAUCAUAAUUCGUUUUUAGUGCAUCUGGAAGAAUCUCAGGACUUUCAUCUCAUCAGGAAUCUCAAGGAAUAUCAGUCAGGCAUUGAGUAUGCACACCUAAAAUAUGCGUAAUAAAGGUCCUAAAACCCACAGAGUGCCCACUGCGCAUGUGUUCUCAAAGUUGCUGUUGCAGAAAGCAAAUACCAGAAAUAAGUCAUUGGUGAGCUAACAACAUAACCAAAAUAUCUAUGUUCGAUCAUCUCGCUAAAAUGACGUUUUCGCAAAUGCCUUUCUCUUGACUUCGCGGGGACAUGGUGAGGAGAGCGUUUCCCAUGUUGCAUUAGUGGAAGUGUGACAUGCUGGCCUGUCUGCCAGCAUCAUCAGGUUAACCUACCCCCCGAUUUCUCUCCCACACGCAGAUGAACACUGGACUUCAGCAAUGGGACACUACACAGAAGAUGAAAUCUGCCAACUAUCCAACCCCAGCAGAAUUGGAUGCCUUUGCUAAGAAAGUCGCCAACAAUCCUCUGACCAUAAAGAUCUUCCCCAACAGUGUCAAAGUACCACAGAGGAAGCACAUCCGCCGCACUGUGAACGGGUUGGACACAUCCAGCUCCAGCCAGCGCCAGAGUUCUUACCCGUCUCAGGUCAGCAGCACCAGAGCGGGCCUCCUGGCCGUCCUCCGCACUUCGCCUGGCAAAGGCGUCCUCACAGACACGGACAGCAGCCGAGCCCAUCUGCUUCCCAAACCAUCCAUGAACCUCCACAGCGGGCCAUACGUUGCUCAGAGCACUUUAAACCACCCCCAGCCUGUCCCCCACCUCCAGGGCAUGUCUCAAACCCAGCCCCAGGCAUUGGCACAGAAAAAGGGCCAUCCACAGCAUGCUCUGCAGCACAACAUGCCUCACCCCAUGACUUCACAGCCACCGAAUAUGCCUCAAACUUUACAGCAACAGAACAUGGCCCACCCUCAAACUUUACAGCUGCAACAAAGCUUGUCCCAGCUGCAAACGGUACAGCAGAAUGUCCAGCGGCAGCAGAGUUUGCCUCACACGCAGACUUUACAACAGCAGCAGCAGCAAAAUCAGACUCGGCCACAAACCUUACAACAGCAGCAACAACAGCAGCAUAUUCUUCAUCCUCCGACUCUGCAGCACCAGACUCUUCCCCACCAACAAGCUUUACUACAGCAGGCUCGGGCUCAAGGUCUCCGGCACCUGCCUGAGGUAGCCCAGGCCCAGCCUCCACCUAGUCUGCAACUUUCCCAGGGCCUGCAGCACCCCCACUGCCUGCCCCAGUCACAGUCUCUCCCCCAGGGCCUGCGACACCUGUCUGAUGUGGCCCAGGCCCAGCCACCCAGUCUGCAACAUUCCCAGGGCCUCCCCCCAUCUCAGUCUCUCCCCCAGGUCUCCAGUGCUGGCCCUGGCUCCCCCUCUGCUUCCAAUGCCCUGCAACCCCAGCCAGGCCCCCCCUAUGGCCCCAGGAAGCUGCCAGAUGCAGACGCCCCACCAAACGUAACCGUAUCUACCUCCACCAUCCCACUGUCCAUGGCGGCCGGCCUGCACCACAACCGGCCGGGCACCGACCUGAGCAGCAUCGUGCACCAGAUCAACCAGUUCUGCCAGGCUCGGGCUGGACUAGGCGCCACCUCGGUGUGCGAGGGCCAGAUCGCCAACCCCAGCCCCAUCAGCCGUAACCUCCUCAUCAAUGCCAGUUCCAGGGUCAACACACCCCACAACUUUGGCCUCCUUCCCUCGUGCCUGCUGGGCCACACAGAGAAAGCCCCUGGAGGGUCCCAGGGCCCUGCUGGUGCUAAUGGCCUACAGCCCAACAUGGCUGUCAUGAACCGGAUGCCACCUACUUUCCAUACUGACACGAAGCAGCAGUUACAGCAGCAGCAGUUACAGCAGCAGCAGUUACAGCAGCAGCAGUUACAGCAGCAGCAGUUGCAGCAGUUACAGCAGCAGCAAUUACAGCAGCAGCAAUUACAGCAGGCUCACCAGCAUCAACAUCAGUUACAGCAGCUCCAACAGGUUCACCAGCAGCAGCAACAACAUCAUCAGUUACAGCAGCAACAUCAGCUCCAACAGCAGCAAAUCCAACAGCAGCGCUCCUGGAACCAGCACCAGCUGGCUCACAUGCAGCAUCUGCCUGAUGGAGCCCAACCCUGCAAGAACCCCAGGAGGGAAGCCCCCUCUGGGCCUGGCUUCCCUGCCAAGACCCACAAUUACCCCCAAAAGCUGCUGGCCCCACAGCCACAAUCUUUCCCCAUUAAACACCCAUCAGACAAGACAACCCCCUCGCCCCCCGUCACCGGCCCAGCGGGCGGCACCAUGCCAAGCUACACCAACGGGCGCUACUUGCAGGUUCCAUGGGACAGCGUCCUACAAGCAGCCAAAAGUGACGGUCUAGGCCCACAGGAUUUGCCCAUGGCCUUCCAGGGGGGCCCGGAAGGGGCCUCCAUAGACUGCAGCACACCAGGAUCACAGUACCGACCUGGAGCCAGACCCGGGGUCCCAGACCUGGGUCAGACCAAGCUGAUGCAGCAGAAUGUGUCUGAUUACCUGUCUGGGGAUUUCCAGGCGUUCCAGCAGAACCCAGGCGCCAUGGGGAAGAUACCCAGGCCCCCCAUGGGUAGAGCUCCAGCCCAGAGCCCAGAGCUAGGUAACAGUAGAAAUAUCCAUGCUCACCACCCAGGCUAUAGAUAGAUAUCUAUCUCUCUUCACCUCACCAGUCGUGUGUUAUGGUUGGUGAAUGAUUUCAAGGUUACAAUCAGGUGUAAACAUGUAGAUAUCUUGCAAGUGAUCAAUUGAAUGUUCUCCCUAGUCGGUUGCUCCUGCUCUCAAUGUUUUUUUUUAAUGCGUCCUCAGCCCUUUAAAAUGGUAUCUGUUAAACCUUAGUGCCAGAUGAAAGGUUUUAUAUUGCUAUUCCGGUGAUGAGGAAUACUUACUCAUACCACAACAUGGACAUCUGCUGAUUGUAGUAUUUUCUGGGAUACGCUAUUGUGAUCUAGGACUAGUUAGAGAACAUAGUAGGGCUACUUCCUUUCCACAUAAUAAGUGCCAGUUAUGCCCAGGUUGUCAUGGAACCAACCACUCCCUUUUACAGUGGCUGAAAAUUGGGUUUUCUUUCCUGUCCUAUGUUUACAUUUACGCAUCUAUAAAAAAUCCAUAUAGACAUGAUGGAGGAUACAUGCUUUUUAAUGCCCCAAUGGGACUAAUUUGCUGAAGGGGUAUUUGUGUAUGCUAAUAUGAAUCAGGUCAAUGUCUAAGAGUAUAUUCUUACUUCAAUCUCUCCCAAUAUACAGUAAGGUAAUGCUACAGCCAUUGUGUCCUGUCCUCUUGUGUAUGGUAAGGCCUUAAGACGGAGUGCUUUUGAAGUCAUUUUUAAUUGUUUAUUUUAUCCCUACCGUGUGAGGUUACUUUAAUUGUCUCUACUUGAAUUUCACCGGUGACGUUUUCAGUAUGAAGACUUGGAGAAUCAAGAUGUUAUGCUAAACAUUUACAAAAGGAACAAAAGCUCACUUCUGGAAAAACAUUAAAUGUCUUAGAAUAAUGUGAACCCUGUAGAAUCAAUCCCCUGAUCUUGAAAGGGAUUGUCUGUGUGCGCAAAGACCAAAUUGAUCACUUGCAAGUACAACUGAACAUACCAGAGGGUUAAUGUUAUUUGCUACUUUGUUUCACCAUUCUACACUACUGUAAACAAUUCCUUGUGGAUCUUUGCCUGUCUGUGGGGGUUUUGGUAAGCUGAGGGGUAUCCUACGAAGCAGGUUUGUGGAGUUAGAGAGGUAACUUUGCUCAACUGAGUUCAACUCGGGAUAACCGGUCAUACGAAAGUGGCUCACCUUUUAGCCAGGUAAAUCUCUGGCAACAAAUCCUUCAGAACUAACCUGCUCUGGGGAAGGCUAACUCCACUUACACUGAAUGAAAUGACUGAGCCACGAGUGGAGGACCAACAGAGUUAGAUUUCCACCCUCUUGCAAAGAUGGCGUCAUGAUCCCUUUCAUUUGAGGAAGAUUAGUGAUUUAAAUAUUUAAUACAUUUUUGUUUGUCUUAAAGAGUAAUGUUAAACUAUAUCACAUGACAUAUUUGGUCAUGACAAUGGAUUUUAUACUUCACACCCAGUAGCACUUUUAAUAACUUAAUAAAAUGUUAUCGAUAGGAGUGGGGGGAAAAGGUCCUUGUGGUUGUUCAUUGAUUAACCACACCAAGUUGGCAUCAACGAUAAGUAAUAAAGAUGGUGCUUCUAAAAGCCCAUUUCAUUCCAUAGUCUGUGGUAUUUGAAAGAUUUUAUUUUUGAUUUCACCACAAAUGAAAAUGUGGCACUGACUCGCCCAUGGAUUGAUGUUUCAGCCAUGUGCGACAUACAUGUGCAGUUACUACCCUACCCUGCGGCUGAGCAAUAUCCACUGUCGUAGUACGAAUAAGAGCUGGAUUGUGAUGCUAACAGAAUCUGGCUAGCUUUAGAAAACCCUGAGUAGAUCUAGCUUGCUUCGUAGGAUACGUCUGUCCUUCACUUGCUAGCCUAACCCUGAUUGUAUAUUUUCUCUGUACUACCUAGAAAGAAGAACUGAGGUCCAGUUCUUUUAAAUGCAGGUUACCUCAUGCUAGUAGAUGGGUCUAGCCAUAGAAAUAGAUUUACUUCUAUUAUUCUAGUAAUUGUAUUUCUAUGGGUCUAGCAUGCUGCAUUUUUCCUCAGUUUAGCUUGGGUAACGGCUUACUCUUGUGAUGGCCCCACAUUCCUCCUCCCUGAUAACUCUUGAAAAAAAGCCUUAAAAUGUUAUAUUAGUUACCCUCGACACCUUAAAUGUUGUAUGACUUACUACAUACACCAUGCUGGAUUUCCUCAAACUGCAUGGUGUAGAAUCCUAUAUCAAAUAGUUAUGAUACUAGCAAUUGUUUCUGCAUAUGUUUUUAUUUAAGGACACUUAAAUUGCUAAGUAAAAAUCCUCCUUUUAAUGGAUGAAAAGUAUGAAUAAUAUUUAGCAGAGUUUUAUAGGUGUGUGUGGCACUGGGCUGUAACUAUGGUCUUCAGACUACGUUUCUUUAGUUGUUUCUAUGUGACAAAUAGCCUUCAGUAAUUUAGAUCUUAGCUAAUUUAUUUCCUUGAUCACUGCAUUCUGAAGCCAUAGGUUUUUCCUCAUAGGUGCCAUAGGUAAAGCAUAUCAUCAGACACAAAACAAUGCAAACCGACGUCUCACAAUUAGCUGCAUUCAGUAAGAGAUGGAAAGAUCAUAAGUCAUUUUAUGUAGCCUUAAAGGUGCUACACAUAUGAUUUUGCAUUGUCAUUUCAUAAAAUGGCCAUAAUAUAUCUGCAGUAAUAGUGGAAUGAUAUCGUUUCAUAGUAUUACAUACCUGCCCAAUUAGCUGUGAUAUUCGUCUCCCGCCAGAGUAACAUGUUGUUGAAAUGGGAAAGCUGUUUUGACUUUGGCUGUGUUAUUUAGUCGAAAUCGGGUCAAGCGGCCAAUGUAAAAAUCGCUCCGUAAUUUCCUGGUUGCUAAAAUUCCACACGGUUCCCUCAAUUUCAGUUGUAUGUGAGAAAACAAGCACUGAAUAGUGUAGGGAAUCAUUGUACCAUCUAAAUCUCAGUGAAAUAUAUUUUCAAUAACAACAAAUAUAUCGUUUUUACAGCUGUUACGAAGCUGGUGGACCAAAACCGAAACUAAAAGGCUCGAGUGAGUCUCCAUGUUAUGGGGAAAUGGGUUGCGGGAGAGGGUAGAUUUUGUUUUGGAAGUAGCCUAAUGCUGUUGCAAUUCACCAAGCUUCCUGAUAGAACUUGUCCCCUUUGUAGCACCUUUUAAUCUUAUGGAUUGAGCUUUCUUCCCUGAGGGCGGUAGCUAGAUUCUGUUGUUUGGCUCUUACUACUGUUGUGUGCCUGGCCCUUGAAGCUGCUAAUGAAUUCAAGUCUGAACACACAAUAGUGUGUGUGUGUGUGUGUGUGUGUGUGUGUGUAUAUGUAUAGUAAUGAUGUAUGGGUUGUACUAGUGGAAUAAAGGUUACUAUUUAUACUGUGUUGUCAUGGAUUUUAGAAAUGUGAGAUGGUAAAUCUUUGCAGUGGAAAUGGACCAACUGUUGCUACAGUGAACCAAGCAAUGUACCUGUCGUUCUAUUUUAGCUGAUUUGACCUGUUUUAUAAUGUUGUACAGCUCGAAGAAAAUCAGGUUUACAGUUACUAUUUCAUAUGAAGUACCUCCACUGGACUUAAUAUGGAAUGUGUGUCUGCGAGAGCGAGAAAGGGUGUGAAGCAUAGCCUAGGUGCUUGUGCACACUACACAGUGGUGCACUUCUAUCCAUUGUUGGGGGCCCAAGCUUCUAACUGUAACUACUGAUACUAGACAGAAGUCCGUUCUCACGUGCCACAAUGUUUCCAGACACUGUUAGGAGUCUGAAUGAUUGCUACUGAACCACUGACCAAAGUCACCAAGCUUUCCCCACCACCAUGGCCCAAAUCCUAGAUACAGGCUGUGUACAAAAUGGCACUCUAUUCGCUCUAUAGUGUAUGACUUGACCUAGGGUACUAUUUAGAAAAUAGGGGGCCAUUUUGGACACAAACAUUCUUUGGGCAGGUUGGAUUGAAUUAAGUUUAAUGACUCAUGCUAUUUUAAGGUGGUGACAAAAGUUGUCUACUGCCCUCUAGACAGUUGUAAGAACAGCAUGUGGGACUGUGAUGACUAAAUUGUGCUUGUGAGUUUCUGCUCCACAUAAGUGGAAAUGUGACAUGAAUGGCAGUGGUUGGGGAAGCUCAUGUUUCUCUACUUUGUAGAAUUGUGUUAUUCCAGUUUGCCUAUCCUUCAGAAACUAUGCCUUGCACAAACAUUCUCCCCUAACCAAAAUAAAGUUUGCAUUUGCAAAACCGA
Oncorhynchus tshawytscha (Chinook salmon) is the source of this 7120-nucleotide messenger RNA. RefSeq names its product protein FAM222B-like. The record is from RefSeq and is a predicted model, not a curated record. Lineage: Eukaryota; Metazoa; Chordata; Actinopteri; Salmoniformes; Salmonidae. The transcript is spliced from 3 exons. Bases 684 to 2972 code for a protein of 762 amino acids.